AUGCAGUUCAAGACCUUCGCCGCCACUUUCUUCAUCGCCUUCGCCGCUGCCCUUCCCACCGAAGAGGCCUCUACCGUCGUCGUCACUACCGACGCCGCCGCCACAAACGCCCCCACCACCAACGCUCCCACCACUGAAGUCAAGAUCUACGUGUCCAAGAAGACUUGGCAGGCUGCUGGCCACUGCGAGUUCAAGUACAGCAAGCUCGAGAACUGCAAUGCCGCGUGCUACGCCGAGGCCACCACUGGCAAGGGCGCCCAGUGCCCUGACUUUCAGUACCUCAAGGGCAGGAAGACUGGAGGCUGCCUCCCCUUCCGCGACACCUGCGAAUGCUCCUGCGUUUACUAA
Messenger RNA from Pyricularia grisea, 348 nucleotides. RefSeq lists its product as uncharacterized. Bases 1 to 348 code for a protein of 115 amino acids. The record is from RefSeq and is a predicted model, not a curated record. Lineage: Eukaryota; Fungi; Ascomycota; Sordariomycetes; Magnaporthales; Pyriculariaceae. The transcript has a single exon.